Molecule: messenger RNA, 958 nt
Organism: Oxyura jamaicensis (ruddy duck)
Lineage: Eukaryota; Metazoa; Chordata; Aves; Anseriformes; Anatidae
Gene: C1D
Product: C1D nuclear receptor corepressor
Exons: 5
Coding region: 34-576 (180 amino acids)
Biological process (GO): regulation of gene expression; maturation of 5.8S rRNA
Cellular component (GO): nucleolus; exosome (RNase complex)
Molecular function (GO): RNA binding; DNA binding
Source: RefSeq, a predicted model, not a curated record
GCGAAAAGCAUGAGGUCCUUUAAAUAAAACAGGAUGCCGGAAUACUGCUGGUCACCACAUUUGCAGGUUGCAGAAUCAGAGCUGGAGAAGGCAGCACAGAAAGAAGAAAUAAAUGUGACUGAUGGAGGGAUGGAAAUGUCAGAAGAUGAUAUCAACACAGAAGAAUACCCCACUGAAAUUCAUGAUUAUCUUACAGCAUUUGAAAAAUCUCUUAGUUCUGUAGAUGAGAUGCUGAAAACAAUGAUGUCUGUUCCUAGAAGUGAGCUUCUCCAAAAGUUAGAGCCUCUUGAGCAAGCAAAGCUGGAUUUGGUUUCAGCAUACACAUUAAAUUCAAUGUUUUGGGUAUACUUGGCUACUCAGGGAAUCAAUCCAAAGGAACAUCCAGUGAAACAAGAACUGGAGAGAAUAAGAACAUAUAUGAACAAGGUCAAAGAAAUUGCAGACAAGAAAAAGGCAUCUAAACUUGAUAAAGGAGCAGCUUCCAGAUUUGUAAGAAAUGCACUGUGGGAACCAAGCCCUGAAAAUGAACGUACCUCCAAAACUCCUCCUAAAGCAAAAAAGAGAAAGAUGGACUAAGUUUUUAUAAUAUAAUAAAUCCUUAUAUAAUCAGAGACACCUAGAAUUACCAAAAUGUGGUUUGUAAGCUGUAUGAGUUUAACAGAAGUGCUAUAUAGCAACAUUGUGAUGAAGUUAUACUUAAAAAACAGGAUUGUAUUUUGUCUAGAACAUAUCACUGAGGUAAUUACAUUAUAUGUAUAUCUGAUGUAUCAAACGUGCCAUUUGAUGCUAGGAAGUAACAUUUCCUUAUUCAAAUGAUGAUGACCUGACAUAAACUUGCUGGUAAUGGAUACUAGUGUUGUUUUGUUAUAAUGUUUAAGAAUUAGGUUUUUUACUCCUGGAUGAUUGACACUUUUUAUAUGUAUUUAAUUUCCUGAAUAUAAAAACCAGUCUCAAAUGA